Molecule: messenger RNA, 1651 nt
Organism: Dreissena polymorpha
Lineage: Eukaryota; Metazoa; Mollusca; Bivalvia; Myida; Dreissenidae
Product: S-crystallin SL11-like
Exons: 11
Coding region: 166-1473 (435 amino acids)
Biological process (GO): glutathione metabolic process
Molecular function (GO): glutathione transferase activity
Source: RefSeq, a predicted model, not a curated record
CUUACGGAUAUUCAUUAAAGCAAACAGCGCAGACCCUGAUGAGACGCCGCAUCAUGGGUCUACGCUGUUUGCCAAGGGCUUUUUUGUUGACGCUAGGCAUAAAUGGGUUAAGUUGACAAGGGGACUUGCUUUGAUCGCAAUGUGGAAAAUAUGCAUUAGAUAGUAAUGUAUAUCAAGAGCACUGUUCAUAUACAGCUGCUGUUCGUACUUGCGGGUGUGUUUGGGGUUCGUAUCAGACAAGACCAUGUCGAAACAAGCCAGCUCACAUUUCUUUAUGAUCCCCACUCGCACUUCCUUGUUGCUCACAACUCAGUAGCGUGUUUCCUGGCACUAUUGUUGGGACACGAGCGGGACAUGAUCCAUACGGAUCGCGGAAUACAACAACUGGAGAUACAGAUGAUGUUCGAGUGGAUUGGCAAGGUACCGGAAGUGCCAGUGUACCGCACCGACCACAACAUUCCAACAGCCGUGUUAAAGAUGUGCUCACGCCAGCUUAUCUACUAUCUGGAUAGAACCGGGCAGAUAACCGCGUGUGUCUAUGAGGAAUACAGUCUGCUGACAGUAAAACUUAGUACCGGAGAUAUCAGCCUAGUAUACAGUGACUCAAAAUUCCACAUACGAUCAAGCAAAAUGGGUGCAGGAAGAAACGGAGGGUCGGGCUUUUAUUUGACAUUUGGAAAAGCAUUCAUCCUAUGUUUCCUGGCCAUCCUGAUAGCGGUUGGAGUCGGCCUUAUUGUUCAUUUCUCGGAAAACCGGAAGUUCGAGUGUGUAUUACCGGAAAUCAGGUCCGGCGACGACACAGGGCAGCUCCACGAGCAAAGCACACGGCGGACGACACAAGAUCACAGCUAUAAAUUGUUUUAUUUCGACUGGAGAGGCCGUGGUGAACUAUCUCGAAUGAUGUUCACAGCAGCGGGUCAAAGCUUUGUCGACCGUAGGAUAGACUUCUUCAAAGAGUGGCCCGGUAUUAAAUACACAAUGCCCCAGUAUGUCGUACCAGUGCUCGAGGUUGACGGGCGGACGAACAUCACACAGAGCAUGGCGAUAACUCGCUACCUGGCCAGGAAAUUUGAUCUGUAUGGUAAGAACGCACAAGAGAUGGCGUUGGUAGACCAGAUCAUAGAGACAGUUGUGGAUAUUUUCUCCGGAGUGCUUAAAUUUCAGGAAACUCCAAACGCGACAGAAAGGGCAAGAGUCAAGGCGGAGUUCUACAAGGAGAACUGUCCGAAGUAUCUGCAGUUUCUCGAGAACCUCGUUGCAGAGGGAGGUAGAGAUAAUUUCGCUGUCGGCGAUGGGUUAACGCUCGCUGACCUCGCGCUGCACGUGUACAUCGAGCACACUGAGGCCCACGUGACACCAUUAGACCGGCCUCUUUUCAAUAACUACACGCGAUUGUCUGAAAACGGGAGGAACACAGAGCGCAUUCCCAAAAUAAGGUAUUAUCUCGCUAACAGACCACACACUGACCUAUAAACCGAUGAUUGUGUAAUUGUUCAUAGCGAUGUUAUUUAUAAAUGCGCCUUGCAUUAACUUUGUUAUACAUACGUUAUAUAUAAUCGCAUAGAACGUGUGAUAAUUCAUUCCGGAAAUAAAGUAAGUUUGGCCCUCCUUGCAUGUGCGUUUAACAUACUGUUUUCAUUGGUAAUGUAUA